Dibothriocephalus latus is the source of this 1152-nucleotide messenger RNA. NCBI's taxonomy places the organism in Eukaryota, Metazoa, Platyhelminthes, Cestoda, Diphyllobothriidea, Diphyllobothriidae. The record is from the annotation of a GenBank genome assembly.
AUGGAAGAUUUCGGAAAAACGGCGAAGGGCAGUCCCGUGAAAAAGAUCACCAUUCGGCCGAAACUCCCAGAAAACUUGGCUUCGGGUAGCGACAGCGAGGUGUGGAACGGAGUGAGGGCAAUUGUCAUCAACUACGGUGCAGUCCUCCAGCAGCUUUGGAUUCCUGGUCAUACGGACACCGGCGGAAAGAAGAAGACACCCCUCACCCUGGCCGACGUCGUCCUCGGUUUUCCGGACAUAAGUAGUUAUGAGAAAAACGUACCUUAUCAUGGGGCCAUUGUGGGGCGUGUUGCUGGUCGCAUCAGCAAUGCUCGGUUUGCCAUCCCCUACGAGCUGGAUCCCACAAUGGCCGGCGUCUAUAGACUGCCGAAGAAUCUGAAGAAGCAACACUGUCUACAUGGCGGAACGGUAGGACUGUCGAAUCGGCUCUGGGACAUUGCCGAACAGAAGUCAGACAGUGUCAAGUUUAAAAUAUUCUCCCCUGAUGGUGAGGACGGUUUUCCUGGCAACCUGACCGUAUACGUGACCUAUCGGAUUAGUGUCAGCUCUGAGGAGCGAAUCGAGUUAUCCAUCGACUACUUUGCCAGUGUGGCGGACGCCAUUUGCCCGCUGAAUCUGACCAAUCACACUUACUUCAAUCUGGCGGGACACCGCGCGGGGCCAGAGGCCCUCGACCGACAUAUCGCCUGCAUAGCGGCGGACCGGAUGCUAGAGACAGAACCCGAUCUCUUCCCAACAGGUCGAAUUCAAAAGGCAGGCAAAGUGGACGGCACGGAUCUGCGCAAACCGACUGGUCUGAAAGAAGGUUUGCGCAAGAUCCAUCCAGCACCAUUUCAUGGUUACGAUGACUACUACAUCUUUAAUCAAAUUCCUGAUGAGGAGGCCAAGAUGAGUGUCUCGGAGCCUAACUCUGGUCGGCGAGUUGAGGUCUUCACUGACCAGCCGGGAGUCCAAUUCUACACCGGCAACUGUCUGGACCCUAAGACCGAUCCCACGGGCAAAGAUGGCUACAGUUACCAACCUCACAGCGGAUUCUGCAUGGAGUUGCAGGGGUUUCCGGAUGCAGUGAAUAGGUCCAACUUCCCAAAGAACUUUGUCCUUCCAAAUGGCAAGCCCUACAUUCAGAAGACAAAGUUUGUAUUCUCCUUUUAA